Molecule: messenger RNA, 1368 nt
Organism: Apis dorsata (giant honeybee)
Lineage: Eukaryota; Metazoa; Arthropoda; Insecta; Hymenoptera; Apidae
Gene: Mul1
Product: mitochondrial E3 ubiquitin protein ligase 1
Exons: 5
Coding region: 228-1250 (340 amino acids)
Biological process (GO): protein ubiquitination; organelle organization
Molecular function (GO): ubiquitin-protein transferase activity
Source: RefSeq, a predicted model, not a curated record
UUAUAUCACGUGGUCAACAGUCUUGACAACAUAAUUUAUGCAACUGCCUCUUAUAUCAAGCAAUUGUUAUAUGUACAUCUUUAUUUUUAAAUAUUCAAUAAAAAUUAUAUAUUUUAAAUUUUCAAAUAUUUUGUUAAAAUGAAAUCAUACGGGCUAAAUAUGAAAUAGAUAAAAAUAGUAAAAAUGGAGAAUAUUUUAACUUGGAGCUUUAAAAACAUAACCUAGUCAUGGAUUAUUUAGGUGAAGUAAUAGCGCUUGGAAUUGACAGUAUAAUUUUUGGUGUUUGUUUGAAACAAUACUUUCAUUGCAAAAAUGCAAUUACAGCAGUCAAGGGUGCAGAAUUUCACGAAAUUGGCCCACAAUUGGGAGAGCUGGUUGAUAAAAGUUCUAAUAAUAAGAUAGAUUACAUAGCUAUUAGGGGUAUUGUAAAACCCUUAGGAAAGCCAUUGAAUAGCAUCAAUAAUAAAAAAUUAACUGGUGUUGUACAAAAACUUAAAAUCAAAGAACAUGUUGUAGCUAGAACUACUGCUGGCUUUUGGUCAGAUCAAGAACGUACUGUUCAUAAAGUAUAUAAUACUGUUCCAUUUUCUUUGCAACAUGGAGGUUGUUCUAUAGAAAUAUUAGAACCAUUAUCAGCAGAUAUUUUGGAUCUGGAUGUUGUAUCUAAUACUUUUGAACCAAUUAUACCAUCUUUUGCAGAUCAUUUAUGGGGCUUCUUUACAGGUGUGCGUCAACGUGGUUUACAAUCCACAGAAGAAUUACUUCGUGAAGGUGCAGUUAUUACAGGUAUAGGUGAGUUAGCAAGAACAAAUUCUAAAACUCUUACAUUACAACCCCCAUUGGAUGGUACACCAUUUUACUUAACAAGCAUGUCAAUUAGUUCCUUACUUCGAAAAUUGGAUGAACGUAGACGAACAUACAGAUUACUAUGUUUAAUGUUUGGUGCGAUUGGAAUGUUGAUUGGUGGAAUAGUUCUUCGACGUUAUUGGAAAGAUAGAACAGAACAAAGAUUAGCAGAAGAACUAAGACAAUCUCUAGCUGAAUCCCGCAAAGAAAGACGACAAAGAGUAAGAGAUACUGAUCUCAGGGAAGAUCAAUUGUGCGUUGUUUGUCGCACAAAUCCUCGUGAGAUUAUUCUUCUUCCUUGUGGACAUGUCUGUUUAUGCGAAGACUGUUCUGAAGAUAUUACUAGUGAUUGUCCAGUUUGCAGAGCACCAAUUUCACAAAAAGCUGCAGCAUAUAUUAUCUAACAUCAUAAAGAUAAUUUUUUUUUUUUAAUUACUUCUUAUUACUUUAUAAAAAUUAUUGUUUCUGAGAUUGUAAAAAUAAAUAAAUAAAUAUGAAAUGACUAAAAACAUUAAUGAAAAA